Molecule: messenger RNA, 2304 nt
Organism: Somion occarium
Lineage: Eukaryota; Fungi; Basidiomycota; Agaricomycetes; Polyporales; Cerrenaceae
Source: the annotation of a GenBank genome assembly
UAUGUAGAAUGUGUCGAGAUGAUCGAGAUCCGCCUUCAUGCGUUUCGCAUCAAACUUCGGCGAGCCCACCUUGGAAAGACCGAGAUUAGAGAAUACCUUGGGAAACGUGAGCAUUAUGCGGAGAUCACACAGCAUGAUAGCCAUACUCUGAACCACAGCCAGUUGGUGUUGGGCAUUUCCUUGUCAUUCAUACCACCAAGCCAGUUCUCUAGGUUGCGUUUACCAUUAUCCUCCAACGCGUCCCAAAGCUGCUGUUUCGCCACAGAAAGGGCGAAACCAAUUGCAGAGCACUCGACCAUGCGCUGAUCUUUAUUCUUCAUAUUACCCCAGAAUUCUUCAUAGUCGGGAUUCGUUCCGUUGUUGAAUCCUCUCACCCAUCGCUCCGUCCCUUCGUAGGUACCGCCACCAGCGAGGAGCGAUGCUAGACCCCAGAUGGGUCUCGAGAAGCCUUCCAGCUGAGCGGCUGCCUCAUCAUAGUGAGUACCAGUAAAUCCAAUAUGAAUGCGGGCGCCACCAGGAGAGGUAUGAUGCGCAAGCGGGUCAAGAAGCCCGAUGAGGAACUUGCUGAGGUCCCCUUUGGUAGCAAUCGGGUUGGAAGCAAAGCGCGUGGUGUUGGCAAAGUUCGACAUCAAGGCGAGAGACACUAAAGAGCGGAAGUAGUAGGUUCCGCCAUAAACGACGCUGCACUUAUAAAGGCCUCAGGAGGACAUUGAGUCCGGACCGUAUUACUGCACACACGGAGGAAGUUGUUGGUGUAGAUAGGUUCAGGCGCGGUCCGAGACUUCCCCGCAGGUCACGAUCACAUUAAUUAUCUCUUCCUGAGCAGCCGACAAGAGGAGGAGGGGACAAAGAUACAUAGCUUCCUCGCUGUGUUAGACGAUGAGAACAAAGCAAGCGUCGGUGACGGGUCGUGACGCGUGAUGGUGUGACAGGACGUGUAAGCGCUUAAUGCAACGGUCGCUCUUUGGUGCUGGCACUUGCUCUUUUCGCAGCUCAAGACCCUCUGCUAUAUCUCGUACUUGCCGUCGUCACUUUCAUGAUCCAAAGCCGCUCCCGCCUCAGGAUGAAUGGCGUGCACAUUUCCCAUCCUCGUUCGUUGACGUGCGCGAUCGAGUAUCAAUAAACAACCUAGAAACUGGUCGGCUUUUGGCAGAUUCUUUUCUAUCUGGAAAGAGUUUAGGUGCCGGUGAAAAUAAGGUGGUUAUUGAGGCUUAUCCAGGCCCGGGUGCACUAUCGAGGGCGCUGUUAAGACUCCCGAAAUCUAAAAUCAGGAAGCUGAUUAUCCUGGAGUCUUGGGACAGAUUCUAUCAGUAUCUAAAGCCAUUGGAAGCUGUGGACCCAAGAGUAACUGUCCUUCCAAUAGAUGGCUAUACCUGGGACUCAUACUCAGUCAUUGAAGAAAAAGGACUCCUUGAUGACGUUAUGAAACAUGAUUGGAAUGCAGGAAUACACCCGGAGCUCCAUUUUAUCGCACAGUUGCCUCAUGGUGUCUACGGAGAGCAGUUCUUUUCUCAGCUAUUUCGAUGCAUGCCGACCAAGUCCUGGCUAUUCAAAUAUGGACGGGUGCCAAUGAGCCUUGUACUAAGCCAGCCGAUGUGGGAUCGAGGCACCGCCCCUUAUGCAACCAAUGCCCGUUGCAAAGUUAGCGUCAUUGCAGAAGCCACAAGUCAACUGCAGAACGCCGUGAGACCAUCAGAACUCCAGCCAUACGAUGACCACUUCCAUCCGUCUACCUCACGUGUCGUCUCUAAGAAAGCGGAGUCGAAACGAGCCGGCCAGCCCCAUGUUGCUGUGAAUGUCGUGCCCCAUCAAGACCAGCUCAUUAGGUCUGAUCAAUUGGACCAUUGGGAUUAUGUUCUUCGUCGGCUCUUCGUCCUCAAAUCUACUCCUCUCAAAAAUGCCAUGAACUCUCUUGCACCCGGGGCACCUACCUUGCUUAAAGUCCUCACCGAUCCGGAGCUACCACCAGAAGAGCGCGUAAAUAUCAACGACAAGAUCAAGAACUUGACCAUCAAGGAUUGGGCCUUGAUUGUGCGUGCUUUUUAUAACUGGCCAUUCAGUCCAGAGGACUUAACGUUCUCAAAUGCGGAGGAUUUCGGUCCUGGGCGCGAGGGCUAGAUUUCCAACCUGUUUGUUCAAAUUCUAUGAAUUUGGGCAUCAUCAUACAUAUGUUUCUACUGUAUUUCACUAAUUGCUAUAGAUCCAUAAUCUGGGCAUGUGCAAUCGGACAAGAUAAAUGAGUUCACGGACAUCAGCCGAAGCAGACACUAUGAGUGAAACAACACAUAAAUUAUAUAUCAAGAC